Chrysemys picta bellii (western painted turtle) is the source of this 6280-nucleotide messenger RNA. The record is from RefSeq and is a predicted model, not a curated record. Lineage: Eukaryota; Metazoa; Chordata; Testudines; Emydidae.
CACCCAUCUCUGGUUCCAGCAUGGAACUGGUACAUUGGUAAUGAUGAUGAGUUCGAGGCCAAUUAUACCACCACUGGCUUGUGCUGACUGUGUGGGAAGGGGUCCAGGACAGUUCAAAAUGCAAUGAGUUGUGAUCCACUGGAGUCCAUAAAUCAGGUCUGUGUUCUUUCUUCCAUCGGGCUGAGCAGAAGGUUCACUUUUUUUGUUUUGCAUCAAAAGGUACUGAGCCAGUGCGCACUCGGUGAGCCAUUUGCCUACGCUGUCGUUCAUUGAAUAGCCCCAUGUUGGAUGGUGGCAGUUAAAAUUGCCAAACUAUGCAGAUGGGUGUUGUGAUUUUGAUAGGGUUGGUAAAGGUCACUGCUGAUUGGAUAGCUUACACAUGUUAUAUAUUGUCAGCUCACUGACUUGGAUAUCAAUUGUGAAACUGUCAUCUGUUGUUGGUAGUGCAUUGGCUAUGUUUUUUAAUUUUGGCCUGAUAUAGGUGGCCAUUCCGUGUUCUGGAUGGUUUUGUUGAGAGAGAAGGAUGUAUCCAUUUUGAGCUGCCUUCUGCAGUGUAUGUUUCUUGCAGCACCAGGACGUUGAUGAUGAUGUCUAUCAGCAGCCUUGCGAUGACAUCAACCUUUGAACAAGAUAGGCCCUGAACAUUAAGUUCUCAUAGACAAAUGAACUAGCCCAUUAGUCAAUUAGUGUAGCUCUUGAAAAAGUUGCUAUUUUGACUGAGAAGUCAAGAAUAAUAAUCAGUCUACAAAGUGGUGGCAUUAGUUCAUACACAUACAUUAAAAUGUACUUACCAGGGAAGACCACAUGAAGGUUGCCACCAUUGCUCCCUUGCUUCAUGUAAAGCCCUGGCAAGAAACUGACAGAGAAACUUCACUAAAUGUUUAUUUUCUUUGUUCCACCAUUUGAAACAGAUUCUUGUCAGGGGGUAUGUAUUGAGCCGAGCUGAAGUUGUGAUAGAGGUCCAUGGAAAUGAAUAGAUAAUGCUUCUAAUGAAAAGUGCUGUGUUGGCCUGAGGAUAUACCAUAAAUGCUAAAGUCAAAACUUAUAUUGAUGUCAGUAAUGCAGGAUCAUGCUCCUAAAGUGCAAAUUCAUUAUCUUCAAUUACCCAUUUUGAGCCAUCAGGAUCAUAAUUCCAGAUAGUGUAUGAUCAACUUUCUUUUCCCUUUGUUUUUUCUCUCUUGCUCAUAUUAAUCAAGGUUAUGAGUUUACUUUGGCAGAAUAUUAUGGAACUUUAUCUCAUAGGACUCUUCUGCAGUUCUGUGUGUUAAGUUUUGGGGAGUGCAGCAGACAAUAUACGUUGUAUUCUGAAAAACUGUUCAGGAUAUAUGCCACGCAGAAUGAGAUGGUUUCAUUGCACCUUUGACAUGUACUAAGAGGUGCAUUGGGAAUUGCUUUACCAGUUCAUUAACAUGAAUAGGAGUUGUGGUCUGUGCUGGAGGAAGGUAUGGCUGGAAUCUAAAUUCUGUGCGCCAAAGCCACACAGCAAGUUAGUGGCUGAGCUAGGGUUAUAACUCAGAAGUUCCUGGUUCCUAGUCUCAAACUCGGUUCAGCAGAGCAUCCAGUCUUUCCAAGAAAGGACACUGACUGACAGUUCAAGACUGAUCUUCUACACAUUGGUGAUAACAGUGCUUUCCUGUGUGAGAAGUCCCAUAGACUUUUAACUUUAGAAGAUUGAGCCUUUAGUUUUGAACUGGCAGUGUGUUUUUUCUUGGAAGGCAGCGUGUUCUGGUGGACUAAACACGGGACUGGAAUCCAAGAAUGUCAGAUUUCUAAUUCCAGCUCGGUCAUUGCCUUGCUGAAUUGUUGCCUUGGGCAAGUCACUAUAAAUCCCAUGCCUCGGUUUCCCUAUCUGCAAAAUGCGGCUGAUACAGUGUACAGCACUGUGAAAAUAAGUUCAAAAGUAUUGUAGAUAUUACUCUUUCCGCUACACUACGUAGUGGUUUUUCCUUGCCAUGACUGAUUCCAAGGGCUUGAAAUCUUAAGUGAAGAUAUCCAGAAAAGUCUUGCAUGUACAACUGUAUUUUUUGUUCUCUUUGGAGUCUUCAUCAUCAUCAUCAUCACCUUAUGUAAGAAAGAAACUAAGUAUAAGUAGUUGGUAUUGACUUGUUCAUAUCCUCCAAUUUCACACGGGGCCCUCUGAGCAUGAAUUUUAAAAUAGACUUGAACAGUGCAUUCAGUAAUUUUACCUAUGGAAUAAAGCUUUCAGAUUUUCAUAGAAAAAAGUUGUCUAUAACAGCAACCUUGCUGCAUAGCAAAACUUGGUUUUGCUGUACAUGUAGCAGCAUAGUGUAUUUUCUUAACAGAUAAGUAGGAGAGGCUACUUUCAUAGGAAACUUAUAGACCUGUAUGUUGUUUUGUUGGUGGGCACGAGAUAGAGGGCUUCUGAGAGCUCGGCCAGAGAGAGAGAGGCAGCUCCAGCCGGUCUCGUUCGCCCGCACUGACUGUAGGGAGUUUGGUCUAGAGCAUCCUGCAGGCUUUGACGUCGGUCGGAUCCAGGGAGAAAAGGCUGGCAUAGAAGGCCCUGGCCCUUCCAUGCAUCUCCUCCAGAUCCGUGAGGGGGGUGCCAUCCUCUGCAAGGAGGCAGGUGACAUGCUUUUUGGCCCCCCUCUUUUUCUCCAGGGCAUAGAAGAAGUGGGAGCUGUGAUCCAUCUCCCGCAGGAGACGGAUGCGGGAUCGAACAAAGGCACCCCGGGCAGCUAUUCUUUAUUACCGUUAUAUUGCAAGGGGAUAUCAUUCUUCGUAUGUAAAGAACAUCUUCUUGGUCACUGAAUUUGGAAUGUUACUUUACUUGUGAAUCUGAUGGAGGAAUAGCCAGAUCUCAGACUUCUACUCUGGAAGGCUUUACAGGAAAUACAAGAUGUCGUCGAAUAGGAGUCAGAACCCACAUGGACUUAAACAGAUUGGUCUUGACCAGAUAUGGGAUGACCUUAGAGCUGGAAUUCAACAGGUUUAUACCAGACAAAGUAUGGCAAAAUCCAGAUAUAUGGAACUCUACACUCAUGUUUAUAACUACUGUACUAGUGUACACCAGUCUAAUCAAGCACGAGGAGCGGGAGUACCUCCUUCCAAAUCUAAAAAAGGCCAGACACCUGGAGGAGCUCAGUUUGUUGGCUUAGAACUGUACAAACGACUUAAAGAAUUUCUGAAGAACUACUUGACAAAUCUCCUUAAGGAUGGUGAAGACUUGAUGGAUGAGAGUGUGCUGAAAUUUUACACUCAACAAUGGGAAGAUUAUAGGUUUUCAAGCAAAGUGCUGAAUGGGAUUUGUGCCUACCUCAAUCGACAUUGGGUUCGUCGUGAGUGUGAUGAAGGUCGUAAAGGAAUAUACGAAAUCUACUCACUUGCCUUGGUGACCUGGAGGGACUGUUUGUUCAGGCCGUUAAAUAAGCAGGUAACAAAUGCUGUGUUGAAACUGAUAGAAAAGGAAAGAAAUGGUGAAACCAUCAACACCAGGCUGAUCAGUGGAGUCGUACAAUCCUAUGUGGAACUGGGACUGAAUGAAGAUGAUGCAUUUGCAAAGGGACCUACACUAACUGUCUAUAAAGAGUCUUUUGAAUCUCAGUUUCUUGCUGACACAGAGAGGUUUUAUACAAGAGAAAGUACUGAAUUCUUGCAACAGAACCCAGUCACAGAAUACAUGAAAAAGGCAGAAGCUCGUCUUUUGGAGGAACAGCGUAGAGUUCAGGUUUAUCUCCAUGAAAGCACGCAGGAUGAAUUAGCACGAAAAUGCGAGCAAGUACUUAUUGAAAAACACUUGGAGAUUUUUCAUACAGAGUUUCAGAACUUAUUGGAUGCUGACAAAAAUGAAGACUUGGGACGCAUGUAUAACCUUGUAUCUCGAAUCCAGGAUGGCCUCGGAGAGCUGAAAAAACUCUUGGAAACGCACAUUCAUAAUCAGGGUCUAGCUGCUAUUGAGAAAUGUGGAGAAGCUGCUUUAAAUGAUCCAAAAAUGUAUGUACAGACAGUGUUGGAUGUCCAUAAGAAAUAUAAUGCUCUAGUCAUGUCUGCCUUCAACAAUGAUGCUGGCUUUGUGGCUGCACUAGAUAAGGCUUGUGGUCGAUUUAUAAAUAACAAUGCAGUGACAAAAAUGGCUCAGUCAUCCAGUAAAUCUCCAGAGUUGCUGGCACGAUAUUGUGACUCCUUGCUAAAGAAAAGCUCAAAGAAUCCAGAAGAAGCAGAGCUAGAAGAUACACUCAAUCAAGUGAUGGUUGUAUUCAAGUACAUUGAAGACAAAGAUGUGUUUCAAAAAUUCUAUGCUAAAAUGCUGGCAAAGAGAUUGGUACACCAGAACAGUGCUAGUGAUGAUGCUGAAGCAAGCAUGAUCUCUAAACUCAAGCAAGCUUGUGGUUUUGAGUACACCUCUAAACUUCAGAGGAUGUUCCAAGACAUUGGCGUAAGCAAGGACUUGAACGAGCAAUUUAAAAAGCAUCUGACAAAUUCAGAACCAUUAGAUUUGGAUUUCAGUAUACAGGUUCUCAGUUCUGGAUCAUGGCCCUUUCAGCAGUCCUGCACAUUUGCUCUACCUUCUGAGUUGGAACGUAGUUAUCAGAGAUUUACAGCUUUUUAUGCCAGUCGUCAUAGUGGAAGAAAAUUGACCUGGUUGUAUCAGCUAUCCAAAGGGGAACUGGUUACCAACUGUUUCAAAAAUAGAUACACAUUACAGGCAUCGACGUUCCAGAUGGCAAUCCUACUACAAUACAACACAGAAGAUGCCUAUACUGUUCAACAGCUGACAGACAGUACUCAGAUAAAAAUGGAUAUCUUGGCACAAGUUCUACAGAUCUUACUGAAGUCAAAGUUAUUGGUUUUGGAAGAUGAAAAUGCAAAUGUGGAUGAGGUGGAAUUGAAGCCGGAUACCUUAAUAAAACUAUAUCUUGGUUACAAAAAAGGCAACACUCCAAAUGAGGCCAAAAGUCUGUGGGAUAACUAAUUGCAGUUGAUCUGGUAAAUAAACAAUAAUCCAAAUUGUUCACAGCUUGUUCUUGAGGAAGAUUAAGUGGUAAAUUUUCAAAGUUCUGCUUUCAAAAGUAACUUACAAGCCUCACUUUCAAUGAGACUUAGGUUCCCUAAAUACCCAAGUGACUUUUGAAAAUGUUAUCCUUGGUUCCCAGAACAAAUCUUAAGCUUUGUAUGUUUUAUUUUUAGGCAAAUGUAAUAUGAAUAGAAGUUUUGUUUUGAGUUGUUGUUAUUAUUAAAUUUUUAAUGUGUAAAUUUUCCUGCAGUAUCAAACUCUCUCUCAUAUGCAUUGUGCUAGUAGUUGGUGAGGACCAGAAAGUGAAACUGACAUACAGGGUUGUACUGUUUAAGGCCCUGAUCCUGCAACAGUGUCUGUGUGGAUGGACCCAUAUUGACUUCAUUGGGGUUUCACAUGGGUGCAAGGAUCUACACAUUAGUAUGCAGUUGCAGUUUUGGGUCCCAUGCUAAGUAAAAUGUAAAUAGUGAAUAAAUAUGAAUGGUAAAAAUAAAUGAACUUUAGAAUUGAGUAAUGCAGGUAAAUCUUUUUUCUCCCCUAGAUAUAAGUUCCUUUUAAAUUUCAAAGUCUGUACUCCUUUAGCAGUCAAACGCACAAGUAGUUUUUAUUUAGCUUUUGUGAUCAAAAUUCCUGUUUCAAACAUUAUAUUUUGUCAUCUUAGUUAUUUUUAAAACAAAGCCAUAAUUUGAGAUCUAUUUUGGUUUUCUACUUAAAAGAAGACUCAAAACUCAAUCUAAAUGUUCAGUUCUCCCAAUUUAAGUGUGUGCUUUUGUACCAGGAUUUGUUCAAAUGUGUUCUGAUCCUGCAAACUCAGUGGGACUAUUCACAUGAGAGAGAGUUUGAUGGAUAAAUCUCAUUAUCACUUUGACAAAUCACAAACCUUUGUAGUAUUAACCAUUUUGUUGGGAUUAUGGUAUUUAGUGUCCAGUUGUGCUUGUGUACCGUAGAGUACUAUGAAAUGUAUUCCAUCUGGCCUAGGUAGCCUUUACAAUAAAGAAUAUCAGAGCGUUAAGAUCAUUUGAAGAUCACAUUUGGGGAAAGGAGGCAACUAUGAAAUUUUUCUCCUAUCCUAUCCUCCUUGUCACUAAGUAAGAAAAGCUGUGUUGGGAGCAAAUGGGAGGAAUUGGUUCUUUUUAUAGAACUGGAAAUGGAAGGAGUAAUCAGAUAUUCCCAACUUUCCACUCAGAUUUUCUUUUUGAAAUUAGGCUAAUUAUUUACUCAACUUCCCUUUCCUGGCAGCAAAAAAUUGAGGGUAAACAUCAAUGUGCCAAUGAAGACUGAACAGAAGCAGGAGCAGGAAACUACACA